Messenger RNA from Schistosoma spindalis, 2277 nucleotides. NCBI's taxonomy places the organism in Eukaryota, Metazoa, Platyhelminthes, Trematoda, Strigeidida, Schistosomatidae. The record is from the annotation of a GenBank genome assembly.
AUGGGCUCGAAUGAGGAAAUCCUAAGUGCUUUGAAGAUUCUCCAGAAGUACAAUUUAAAAGAGUCAGAGCUUGCUUUAAAACAAGAAGCUGGUCUCAUUAAUGAAAAAAUUGCCGAAGAAUUUCUGAAAUUUAAAGCUCAAGUAAAGGAUGAACCAGAGAACUUUUGCGCUAACUACCAGUCUAUCCUCACAUUUGUGGAUUCGGUUCCUGAUAUGCAUAAAGUGGAGUUGUCUACAUUACUCUUCCCUAUUUUUGUCCAUAUGUAUCUCCGUCUAGUCAGUGGAAAUAUUUGUGGAGAGGCCAAAAAGUUCCUCAUAACCUUCAGAAAAUAUCAAGAAGAUUUUUACCAGUCAGAUAUUAAUAUGCUGUCGAACAUUACUAGUUCACAACACUUGUCAAUGAAUCCUUUAAUUGAAUCAUUUAGAGCUUCCGAGUUUGUUGUCAGUGUUUCGGCCGAGUCCUAUUCACUUCUACGUCAGUUUCUUCAAGAUAAAGAAAUGCAUGUCAUUCAAAGUAUUUUAAAGGAACAGUUGUCACUUGAAAUCGUCAAUGGCCCUCCUAGGUCAAAGCUCCAAAUCGAUUGCCGUCGUGGUGCUUUAUUUGGCGAGGCUCACUUUGAUGCUAACAAAGAACCUGUUUUGUAUGGCCUUCUAAGAGAUCCUACAUUAGACUUACCAGUCGAAAUGGAUACUGAUCCUGGUUUAAAUGACAUUGAUGGGAGCAAUGUAGAUAAUAACGAAGACAACGGGGAUCAGAAUGUUGCAAAAAAGAAAAAGCGGAGAGAUGGUAUGACUUCAGGUUCUGGACAUUCUGGUAGACCAUCUCUUUCGAAAGAUGUUAGCAAAUCUGAUUCCAACUCUCCAGCUCUUGAUCGAAUUCCCCUGCCUAAGCUGCGCGAGUCAUACAUUGAAAGCAAACAAGCUCUUUCUCGAGAGAUAUCUACCCUUCUACGUAAUUAUCAACAGCGAAAUCCACAAAAGUCAUCAAUCGGUACAAGUACAGUCCUUUAUACAAUAUGCAAUUCUCAGGCUGGUGAGUCAACCCUAGCUAUUCGAAGGGGUGGUGUUACAUGUUGCAGUUUCAGUGAUGACUCAUCACAACUAGCUGCCGGAUUCGGAUCAGGUCGUAUCCGUGUUUGGUCCUUAGGCCCCGAAUCAUUAAGGCGUAUGCUUCCGGCUUCAGAGUUGAGCUUACUGGAUAAAGAUGACUCUCGAGUAAAAACUAAUAUGUUAUAUGACGAAAAUGAUGAGACCCACCUAACUCGGGAUUUGCUAGGUCAUCUUGGCAGUGUGUUCGGUGUUGCGUUUAGUCCUGACCGACAACUCAUUGCUUCAGCUAGCUCAGAUGGCACUGUCCGAUUAUGGUCCACAUUAAUGUGGGGUGGUGCUCUAACUGCAUGGCGUGAUCAUCUUCUACCUGUUUGGUGUGUUACUUGGGCUCCCACAUAUGGUCACUAUAUAGCGACAGGAGGAGCUGAUCGCAGUGCACAUUUGUAUGCAACUGAUCAUGCACCAGAUGCUUUACGUGUUUUUGUUGGACAUAAAGGCGAUGUAACGUCAGUGUGUAUACAUCCAAAUGUUAAUUAUCUUGCAACUGGUAGUGCUGAUCGAGCCGUACGCUUAUUUGAUGUACGUUCUGGAAAGCUAACAAGGAUCUAUACAGGUCAUAAGGGUUCUGUUCAGAGUCUGGCGUUUUCACCUUGCGGUCGUUAUCUGGCUAGUGGAGGUUGGUGUGGUACUACGUGUCUUUGGGACUUAGGGUCUGGACAACAGGUUGGUCAGCUUGGAGGUUAUUCGGCAUCUAGGACUUCUGUAAAUCAGCCAAGUAGUGAUUUUGACUCUCAGGAAGCUAACUCAGACUCAAGUCAGUGGUUAACUGGUCCGGUUGUAUCUCUCGCAUUUUGUCCGGGUAAUUCAGGACGUUUGGCUUCAGGUGGUCUAGAGGGAGCUCUACGAAUAUGGAAUACAGUUAGUGGUUGGUCAACUGCUGUUACCACUCCAGCUACUGGUAAUAACGAUGAUAAAAAUUCAAAAACUAAUCUUUUGGCGUUGCAUCGAUUCACUAAACAGCAGUUUGUCCGUCAAAACUCUAAAAAUAAUAAAAACAGCGGAGUCGGAGGUCAUAAUGUUUUAGGAUAUUAUUCUUCAGUGACUGGUCCUGAUGUUUCUGAUGCAUGUGCCAAUGAAGUGUUUUUCACUAGACGUACCUCUGUCCUUGGACUGCACUAUGUUCAUCCUUAUUUGCUUUUGGCAGCUGGACCAUAUAACCAAACUUGA